Molecule: messenger RNA, 718 nt
Organism: Ornithodoros turicata
Lineage: Eukaryota; Metazoa; Arthropoda; Arachnida; Ixodida; Argasidae
Product: E3 ubiquitin-protein ligase MARCHF3-like
Exons: 4
Coding region: 32-577 (181 amino acids)
Molecular function (GO): zinc ion binding
Source: RefSeq, a predicted model, not a curated record
CCUUCGUGUGAUUUAUCACAAAGCGCAUUUCAUGGAACGACAAGGCACUAAUAAGGCGUCAUUACGAGAUCCAGUCUGCCGCUUUUGCAAUACGAAAGGGAACGUCGACCUUAUGCUGGCCCCGUGUUCCUGUACAGAACCAUCCUUUCGAUGGGCUCACGACAACUGCCUGCUGGGAUACGUUAGCAUGUAUCGGGUGGAGCGCUGCACCAUCUGCAAUCGUCGCUUUCCGGUUCGCAAGAAGCUCGUCCCUUUCUCCCGAUAUGCUCUACACCCUUCAACUCGCAAGGACCAGUUGUACCUAAUUGGAGCCAUUGUGUUCUGCACGAGCCUAUACUGGGUUCUGGGUAGCGCCUGGCGUUAUUCUGUGUUCGUGUUGGAAACGCACUGGAUGCUACUAGCCAUCAUCUACACUCUGCUCCUGUUUCAGACACUGUGCUGGUCUAUCUUUGCCUUCAUGAGCAUCUGGUUCUACUAUCGCAUGAUGUCCGAAUGGAGGGAGAGGCAUGCGUCGUUUUUCAUGUCGGGAACGGAACACCUGGAGCGUCCAAAUCGCGAACAACACAUUGCAGCAUGAACUAUACGCAUAAUUUUGUUACGUUGUCGGAGGCAUCUCCAUAAGAUUGCAAUGUCUUCUUCAGCACUGAAAAAAUGUCCCUUAUGUAUUUUAGGAUAUGCUUCGUACAUUAUAUGGCAAAUUAAAGGUGUUCAAUCUCUA